AACACACUUUCAGUAUUUAACUGAGAGUUGAUGGAUGUGUGUGUGUGUGUCUUUCAUCUAAGCGGUUGACUGAAUGUGCAGGUGUGCGUAAGAUGUGUGAUAGAAAACUAGAUAACACUCGGUAUUAUAUGCCUCUUGUUGCUGUUGCUGAGUCACAUGAGCCUGCUAUUGAGUCAUCUGAGUCUCCUGUUGAGUCCUGUGAGCCUCUUGCUGUUGUUGAGUCAGAUGAGCUUUUUGUUGCUGAGUCACCUGAGCCUCUCGUUGCUGUUGUUGAGUCACCUGAGCCUCUCGUUGCUGCUGUUGAGUCACCUGAGCCUCUCGUUGCUGCUGUUGAGUCACCUGAGCCUCUCGUUGCUGCUGUUGAGUCAUCUGAGCUCAAAAAUGUCUCAAAAAAUCAUCCCAGAUCCUAGAUGCAAAGUUGAGCCUCCCAUAAGCUAAUUUUGUUCCCAACCCUCACAACUUUUGGCCAAUUAUUGGAAUUUCUUGCUUUUUAUAGACAUAGUUAUGUUUUCUGUUAUAAUUCAGUUUCUUUUAUAAUGUCCUGUCCAAUCACUUUAAAUAAAUGAAACUUUUGGCACAAGGCCUGCAAUUUGAAGGGAGGGGGUCAGUUGAUUCCAUUGACUCCAGUGCGCAACUGGUACUUAUUUGACUCUGGAAGAAAGAAAGGCAAAGUUUACAUUGGUGGAAUUUGAACUCAGAACAUCUACAGGAAAUACUGGUAAGCUUUAGAUACUAAAUGCUUUAAUGCACCAAAAUCUUCUUUUUCUGAAUAUGUCCUAAGGAAAUUGAGGUGCAUCUAAUAUGCCUGUCUAUUUUUCAUGCCAUCAAAUGCAAGUGCCCCAGCAUGGUCAGUCCAAUUAAUGAAACCAAUAAAAAAAAAAAUACAAAGAGUUUAGCUGACACUUGACUGAAUGACAAUUAACCAUUCUUGGCUUAAUUGAAAUAUCUGGUGUGUCUU
This is a messenger RNA of Octopus sinensis (East Asian common octopus), 958 nucleotides long. RefSeq lists its product as uncharacterized. NCBI's taxonomy places the organism in Eukaryota, Metazoa, Mollusca, Cephalopoda, Octopoda, Octopodidae. The transcript is spliced from 2 exons. Bases 93 to 410 code for a protein of 105 amino acids. The record is from RefSeq and is a predicted model, not a curated record.